Messenger RNA from Puntigrus tetrazona (Sumatra barb), 1856 nucleotides. RefSeq lists its product as uncharacterized. The transcript has 3 exons. Bases 69 to 710 code for a protein of 213 amino acids. NCBI's taxonomy places the organism in Eukaryota, Metazoa, Chordata, Actinopteri, Cypriniformes, Cyprinidae. The record is from RefSeq and is a predicted model, not a curated record.
AGCUGCUUCACAGAAGCUGUACAGUACUCUUGAAGAUCAGACCAUUUUUAGACUUUCGCAAGCAAGAAAUGUCCGAAAACAGAGAACUGAUCAAACACGGACAGGACGACAGUGAUGAAGAUUCUGAUAUUCUUCAUACCACACGAAAGCACGAAGGAGAUGGCCACGUAGGUUACGCCUCGACAAGUGGAACCGGCAAGAAAGUAGUUAAAAGAGAAGUAUUCACACAGCCAAGUGUAAAACUUGCCACGGUGAAUGCUUCAGUAAAGAACCUCGUAAGCAUGAUCGACACGUUCGACAGACCAGAAGGAACCUACGUAGAAGGCACCUACAUUAAAAGCGGCACAUAUAUCAGAGGUCUUGAAGACGCGCCGGGAGAGAGGCUUCCCAGGUUUGGAGCCGGUGCUGAAGCAGGAGUCGGACGAGCCGGCGCUGAAUUCAGUGUGUUUGAGGCCGAAGCCAAAGGCCCCAACGCCUCGGCUGGAGUUGAAGCCAAUGUCACUGGAGUCGGAGCGAUGGCUCGAGCUGAACUCGCCAGCGCCUCAGCUCAGGCCGGUCCGGUCGGCGUCAAAGUGGGGCUUGGAGUGGACACCGGUGCCUCUGUUGGUGCGGACGGGGUGGAGGUCAAGUUCCUGGGAACCGGAUUCUCCAUUGGUCCAAAAACCAGUAUAUCUCUUCUGGGUUCAGAGGUGUCAUGCUCCGUCAUGUAACCGGACAGUUUGGAUCCAGCCUUUGAGAAGAUUUCACGGCGAAGACUUCAGCUCUGGAUCUACAUACAAAACUGACAACUAUCGCUGUCUGAUGUGAUUUUUUCUUUCAUUAAUCAUAAAUAACAUUUCUUUUUCUUGCAUUCCUAACAUCUGUAUGCUUUCGGGAGCAAAUUGCUGAACUGCGCCUUUGAAAAAACAAUUACUUUACUCGACACUUGAAGCGGAUCCAAACCAAAACUAUUCAUGUGUAACUUUUUUUUGAUUCACUUCAAAUGUUUGCUACUGUAAAUUGUAAUGAAUCAUGUCAUCUAUGCUAUAUAUCCUGCUGUAUUCUUUUGGUCUGGAGGUUGUGAUUAAAGCAUAUAGAGUUAUAUUUCUAUUGCUUUUCUCUUCGGUGCUGUCAUUCUCGGUGUAUAACACAUUGUUGACGUAAUAUUCUGGAUCAAUCUUUUACCUUUUAUACAACAAACUGGAGAAGAAACAUUUUUGUGCAAAUGUUGUAUAAGAAAGCAGCUGAAGAAUAGAAGCAAGCAGCCAAUGAAUAAAUACUAAUCUUUUAGUGUUAAUAGCAUGAAAAUGUAUACUGGUACAUUUUAAAUAUUAAAUGUUGCUGCAGCUUGCCAUAACUUUCAGUUUCACUUUCAGUUGAUGAAAUAGUUUUGCAAAAUAAAAAAAUAUUUGUCACAUAUACUGUUGACAUACCAAUGAAGGUAUUUUAAAACCAAAUUUGGCUGUGAAAAACAAGCAGCAAAUGAAAAAACAAUACCAAAAAACCAUAAUUUGAUUGACUGACAUCUGUAGAGAUUGUCUCAUAUGUUUCUACGUGAAAAAACCCCCCCAAAAGACGACUGAUGAUUAAAUAACUAAAUACAGAAAAACCAGGUAAUGGUACAAAAGUUCAAACUGUUGCAUACUGUAUAUACUGUAUAAUACAAUGAGUAUAACAUUCAUAUGAUGUCCUAAAAUACUGGCCCAGGCCGGAGGAAAAAAAAACAAACUUUAAAAGCUUUUGUUAAGCAUGUAUUCAUUAUAUAUGGGAGGAUUGACGUUUGCAAGCAUUUGACCUUUUAAUAAGCAAACAAAAUAAAAAGUGAAUUCUAAAACAGAGGGAAAAUAUGAACAGCUUGGCUACAAAGAAAAUAAAAU